Messenger RNA from Nestor notabilis (Kea), 694 nucleotides. RefSeq names its product SPRY domain-containing SOCS box protein 1-like. The transcript has a single exon. The annotation marks the transcript as partial. Gene Ontology annotation, cellular component: SCF ubiquitin ligase complex. The record is from RefSeq and is a predicted model, not a curated record. Lineage: Eukaryota; Metazoa; Chordata; Aves; Psittaciformes; Psittacidae. Gene Ontology annotation, molecular function: protein binding. Gene Ontology annotation, biological process: proteasome-mediated ubiquitin-dependent protein catabolic process.
AUGGGCCAGAAAAUCUCAGGGAGCAUAAAGUCUGUGGAUGUGAGGGAGCCCCCUUAUAGACCUGUUAAGCGAGAGCUGAGAGGCCCGGAUUUCUGCAAGCCGGCACGCCUGGACAUGCUGUUGGAUAUGCCCCCUGCCAAGCUGGAGGUCCAGUAUAAACAUGCUUGGAACAAUGAAGAUCGCUCCUUAAAUAUAUUUGUAAAGGAAGAUGAUAAACUGACCUUUCACAGACACCCCGUUGCCCAAAGCACAGAUUGCAUCCGGGGCAAGGUCGGCUACACGAGGGGCCUCCAUGUCUGGCAGAUCCACUGGCCCACGAGGCAGCGGGGAACUCAUGCUGUGGUGGGUGUCUCCACGGCCGAAGCUCCACUGCACUCGGUGGGAUACACGUCGUUGGUUGGUAGCAACAGUGAAUCGUGGGGCUGGGAUCUGGGACGCAACAAACUCUACCAUAAUUGUAAAAACCAGCCUGGGGUCACGUAUCCUGUCUUUUUGGAACCGGAUGAGUCUUUUGUUCUCCCAGACUCCUUACUGGUGGUUUUGGAUAUGGAUGAAGGGACACUUAGCUUCAUGGUAGAUGGACAGUAUCUUGGAGUGGCCUUCAGGGGACUAAAAGGGAAAAAACUUUAUCCCAUAGUCAGUGCAGUUUGGGGGCACUGUGAAAUUACGAUGAGAUACAUCAACGGACUUGACC